Cervus elaphus (red deer) is the source of this 1233-nucleotide messenger RNA. RefSeq names its product zinc finger protein 253-like. Gene Ontology annotation, biological process: regulation of DNA-templated transcription. Lineage: Eukaryota; Metazoa; Chordata; Mammalia; Artiodactyla; Cervidae. Bases 1 to 1233 code for a protein of 410 amino acids. The transcript has 4 exons. The record is from RefSeq and is a predicted model, not a curated record.
AUGGAGCCCCUGGAACUGGUGACAUUUGAAGAUGUAGCCGUUGACUUCACCCAGGAAGAGUGGAGCCUGCUAGACAAGUCCCAGAAAAACCUGUUCAGAAAUGUGAUGAUGGAAACUAUUACACACCUGGUCUCUGUAGGCUAUCAGAUCAGCAAAUCAGAUGUGAUUUUCCAGCUGGAACAAGGGAAAGAGUUGUGGAGUGAAGCAGGAGGCUUCCAAGGUCAGAGACCAGUCCAUAGUAAUUGCUUUAGACUCAGAGGACACAAGAUAAUUCACACUGGAGAGAAACCAUUCAAAUGUCAACACUGUGGGAAAGUCUUCAAUCAAAGAUUCUCCUUGAAAGAGCAUGAGAGAACUCAUACAGGAGAGAAGCCCUAUGAAUGUCCUCUAUGUGGGAAAGCCUUUAAUAAUUACUCUAGCAUCAGCAGACACAAGAAGAUUCACACUGGGGAGAAACCAUUCAAAUGUCAACUCUGUGGGAAAGUCUUCAAUCAAAGUUGCUCCUUGAAAGAUCAUAAGAGAACUCAUACAGGAGAGAAGCCCUAUAAAUGUCCUCUAUGUGGAAAAGCCUUUAGUAGUUGCACUAGCCUCAGCAAACACAAGAGGAUUCACACUGGAAAGAAACCAUUUGAAUGUCGACUGUGUGGAAAAAUCAUCAAUGGAAGAUUCUCCUUGAAAGAACAUGAGAAAGCUCACAGAGGAGAGAAUGGCUAUGAAUGUCAUCAGUGUGGAAAAGUCUUUAGUCAUUGCUCUAGGCUCAUACGACACAAGGUGAUUCACACUGGAGAGAAACCAUUCAAAUGUCAACAGUGUGGGAAGGUUUUCAAUCAAAAUUCCUCCUUGAAACAACAUGAGAAAAGUCACACAAAAGAGAAGACUUAUGAAUGUCAUCAGUGUGGGAAAGUCUUUAGUAGAUGCGCCAGCCUCAAGAGACACAGCAUGAUUCACACUGGAGAGAAACCAUUCAAAUGUCAACUGUGUGGGAAAGUCUUCAAUCGAAAUUCCUCCUUGAAAGAACAUGAGAGAACUCACACAGGAGAGAAGCCCUAUGAGUGUCAUCAGUGUGGGAAAGCCUUUCCUCAAAGAAGGGACCUUAAUUCACACAAUAAAAUUCACACUGGAGAGAAACCAUAUCUAUGUCUUGAGUGUGGGAAGUUCUUCCGUUAUAGUUCUGGGCUUUCUAUGCACAAGAAAAUCCACACAAGAGUGAAAGCACGUUUGCCUUGUGUGUAA